GUUGAUCCUCAAACUCGACGGUGCGGGCGACGCUGAGGCAUUCUCCAUGUCUCUGCACACGGGAAAUUCACAGUCUCGUAUCCUGGGCAGGGAUUUGCGAGCCAUAAUAAUGAGGUGAGCCCCUGCUUUCAUGCCUUUGAGAAAGGCCGUCUUGCUCAGUCGACGUCGAUUCUUGCCCCGUCGCUUUCUGUACGAACAAUCUCUCCCUCCUUUGCCCGAGUCUCAGUAUUCUUAACUGCCAGACUCCGAUUCCGCAGCCCAUUGCCUAUUGCUGUGGUAUUUUCUUGGACCAUCACUCGUUAGCCGGCAUCUGGAUCCGCAAAACGUCAAGGAAUCAACAAUGAUGUACAUCAACAACAUCGCCUUCGCUCUCGCCGCCCUCAGCGCUGUGUCAGCCUUGGGCAUUAACGAGAGCGAUGUGCCGUCUGUCUGUGCCACAAUCUGCAAACCCCUCGUCCAGCUCUCCGACGCGUGUUCAUCCAGCUCCUCGACGGACUCGAGCUGCAUCUGCAAGAAUACUAGCUUCGACGUCGUGAACCUAGGAUCCAUGUGUGCGAUCUGCUGCCAGCAAGCCAAUUCCCUAGGUGACGACCUCAAAUCCAUCUCUUCCGCCUGCGGCUUCACGCAGGGCACGUACAAUCAAGCAUCCGCCAGCUCGGUUGCUGCCACCGUUGUUGUGACCGCAACGUACUCUGGCAAAACAACAACCCUAUCUGCUGCCGCUACUGCGUCAGCUACUAGUUCCUCGGCCUCCAGUAGCAAAAAUGUCGCACCCGCUCCUACUAUGCAGGCUGCAGGUUUGCUUGCCGGAGCCGGUGCUGUUGCUGCUGGAUUGAUCCUGUAAAUACAAAUGUAUUAUGUAAUAUCAUGGGCAGCGUUCAGCGGAAAUAGAAAGGAGCACUGUGCCACAAUUAGCGACAUCGGUAUAAUGGCUGACAGGAGCUGGAAUAAAAAGACGAGUACACGGCCACGGCGUCUUCGAUUUAUGGUAAAAGGGAGGGUUUUUGGUCCGCGAGGCAGCUAAGUGACCAUGUUCUGCAUAGUCGGCAAAGGAAUGGCAACUUUCUGGUUGAGGAUACUAGGGGCUAGCUUCCGUUCCGCCCUGUAUAUUUACCCGAGUCCUUAGUAGAUUUUUUUAAACAAAAAAAGCUUUGAGCUAUUCAUUUCCCC
Messenger RNA from Verruconis gallopava, 1170 nucleotides. RefSeq lists its product as uncharacterized. Bases 341 to 844 code for a protein of 167 amino acids. NCBI's taxonomy places the organism in Eukaryota, Fungi, Ascomycota, Dothideomycetes, Venturiales, Sympoventuriaceae. The record is from RefSeq and is a predicted model, not a curated record. The transcript is spliced from 2 exons.